GAAUAAAAGGGGGUAGUUCCUAACUUCCUAUAACAGCGGAUGUAUAAAUAAUUCUUGUAUUUCUUUAUCUGAUGUAGCCACACGCACAAAUCACAAUGAAAGUUGUUUGAUUAAGAUUUAAGGUUUUGAUGUUUCUUUCUGCUACUUGGUUUGCCCUUUGAAAUUGGCGGUGAUUUCCAUACAUUUGCCGCGGAGUAAGUGUUUGAGAGAUUGAGAAGACUGAAGAGAUGAGCAGCCCUAAUAGAUUUGAGAAGACUUUUUCAAGGAAGAACAAAAAGAACGAUGAUGAUGACAAAGGCAAGAGCAAUGAGGACGAACUUGUGAUUACAUCUCCACCAUUAGAAUCAUCUUCUCAAGCUCAACAACAGAAUGUGAAUCCUGAGAUUCCUAAUAAUAAAAAUAAACACAAGAGGGUUAAAUUCAUUGUUGUUGAGAAAGGUGAACAAUCUGUCGUCAAGAAGAAAACUUUUGGGAUUGAUGAUAAGAAGAAAGUUGGGGACUCACAGAAAUCUAAGCAGAAGAGAGUGGAAAUUCAAGGAAAGGAUUCGGUGAAGGAAAAGCAGAAGAUUCGGAAUGAAGUGAAAGAUGAAACCCAGAAACAGUCUUUGAAAUUGAAGCUGAAGAUUCAAAAUGGAACCCAGAAGAAGAAUGGGGAAGGGGAGAAAAAGAAGGUUGUGGAUGAAACCCAGAAGAAGAAAAAGGAAGCAAAAAAUGAGGGAGUAGAGAAAAAGAAGGUUGUGGAUGAAACCCAGAAGAAGAAAAAGGAAGCAAAAAAUGAGGGAGUAGAGAAAAAGAAGGUUGUGGAUGAAACCCAGAAGAAGAAAAAGGAAGCAAAAAAUGAGGGAGUAGAGAAAAAGAAGGUUGUGGAUGAAACCCAGAAUAAGAAAAAGGAAGCAAAAAAUGAGGGAGUAGAGAAAAAGAAGGUUGUGGAUGAAACCCAGAAGAAGAAAAGGAAAAUGGGUAAUGGGGAAGUAGAAAAAGGGAAGGUUGUUGAUGGAACCCAGAAGAAGAAAAAGAAAGAAGAUAGUGGGAAUGUAGAGAAAGAGAAGGUUCUAGAAGGAACCCAGAAGAAGAAAAGGAAAGCAGAAAAUGGGGAUGUAGAGAAAGAGAAGGAGAAGAAACCAAAGAAGGAGAAGAUUCAGAGGAAGGAAAAGGAGAAUGACAAUGAACCCAGUUCUGAAUGUGCAUUUCCUACAAAUAGAAUCCUUAGAAUUGUAAAAAGUGAAGGCUCUUCAGAUUACAAGCUCAGUGGAGAGGCUGUUUUCCUCAUCAAUAAAGCCACUGAGAAGUUUAUUGAACUAUUUUCACAAGAUGCUUAUGACAUUGCUGUUGAAAAUCAAAAGCGCUUCGUUGCAUACAAGCACCUCGCCGCAACUGUAAGUAAAAAAAAGAGCCUGGACUUUCUUUCAGACUUUGUACCCGAGAAAAUAACAGUUGAGAAGGCGUUGGUUGAAAGAAAACCUGCAGAAAACCAACCAGCCUAGCGAAGACUUCUUGAUCUUAUGCCUGACAUCGUCCCGAGGAUUUGGAUUCAGGCUUUUUGCCUUGCCCUUGACCAAAUUUUGGAACAAUUCCACUGUGUAUGUAGACGCAAGAAGAUUUUUAUAUUUUUCUGGCAAUGUCUAUCGUAGAGGUCAGGCUUUCUGUGUUGGCAUCUUGAUAUUGUCAGUCUCUAAACAUGAAAAACAGCUGAUUUGGCUAAAUUCUUGUCUUAGAGAAUUUUGAUCACGUACAUGCUCUGUUUCGAUACAUGAUUUGCUAAUCUUCUCGCGAAUCGUGAAGCGCAAAAAACAAAUUAUAGUUGGUUUUGGGCUAUUUUUGGGACAUUUUGAGCAAAUUGAGAAUUCUAAAAACAAAUUAACUAGUGAAUUAUGUAA
This is a messenger RNA of Amaranthus tricolor (Joseph's coat), 1877 nucleotides long. RefSeq lists its product as uncharacterized. The transcript is spliced from 4 exons. Lineage: Eukaryota; Viridiplantae; Streptophyta; Magnoliopsida; Caryophyllales; Amaranthaceae. The record is from RefSeq and is a predicted model, not a curated record. Bases 228 to 1484 code for a protein of 418 amino acids. Gene Ontology annotation, cellular component: nucleus. Gene Ontology annotation, molecular function: protein heterodimerization activity. Gene Ontology annotation, biological process: regulation of DNA-templated transcription.